GGUGAGGGUGACGGGACUGGAUGUUGUGGCGCUGGGCAAACUGCGAGGGGCGCAAUGUUGGACACAGCCGGGGCUCUGCAUGUCAAUGAGACCUAAUCUUCUGAAGGAAAUCGCCUCUGGUCGCAAUCAUGGGGCAGCAGAUCUCCAGCCAGACGCAGACGGUUAUCAACAAGCUUCCUGAGAAACUGGUCAAGCAUAUGACGCUGGUGCGCGAGAGCGGAGUCCUGACGUACGAGGAGUUCCUGGGCCGGGUUGCCGAGCUUAAUGACCUAACCGCUAAAUUGGCUUCGGGGCAGGAAAAGCACCUCCUGUUUGAAGUGCAGCCGGGUUCCGACUCCUCCGCCCUGUGGAAAGUUGCCGUGCGCGUUCUGUGUACCAAGAUCAAUAAGACGACGGGUAUCGUGGAAAUCUCGCGGAUAAUGAAUCUGUACCAGUUCAUGCAGCUGUACAAGGACAUCACCAGUCACGCCGCCGGAGUGUUCACCCAGAGCAGCAGCGAGGGCGGCGGCGAGGGCGGCGGUGGCGCCGCAGAGGAGAACACGGAGAGCUUUAACUCUCUCUCUUCCUGCCAAGCCAGCUUUUUAAUGGGAAAGGUGAAGCAGCUGACAGACGAGGAAGAGUGUUGUAUCUGCAUGGACGGGCGGGCCGACCUGAUCCUGCCUUGUGCGCACAGCUUCUGUCAGAAAUGCAUCGACAAAUGGAGCGAUCGGAACCGCAACUGCCCGAUUUGCCGCCUCCAGGUAACCGGGGCGAACGACUCAUGGGUGGUGUCCGACGCCCCCACAGACGAAGACGUGGCCAGCUACAUCCUCAACCUGGCCGACGAGGUCGGGCAGCCCAACGACACUUUCUUCUAAUCCCCGGCAAAUCCCACAGACGCCGAUAUCGUCUGCAUUCUCCUAAAUGUAUCAUGUAACCCCCCCAAUCUCUCCACCUACUGACUUUAGUAUAAUCUCGGUUUAAGAAGAAGUGGUUUUGCGGUGCUUUGGGGAGGUGGUGUCUGAAAAUCGGCGCUGUGUCUCCGCCUGUGUCGGAGGAAGAAGCCAUUUUCGUCGCCACUCUUGCUUUGAAUAUAACUUUAUCGUUUCUUUGUCAUUGUCAGACUGACAGAAAUCCAUUGUAGGCGGCGGGGGGUAUUAUGUGGCACUUUCUGCCUUCAUAGCUAAAACACCACUACAGUCUUGUUUGAUGGUAAUGCAAGGCUUGUGAUUGUAGCAGCGUCCUAUUGGCUCUCCGUAUGUCACUUAUGGGACCAUUCUGGGGUUGCCGUCACACUGUCACCCACUUGCACCCAACUCUGCUCUGGGACUUAGGUGCUGUAGGUGAAUUCUGAUUGCCCAAUUGGCCAUUGACGGGCCCCAAUGAUCUGUCUAAAAGCCACUAGGUUGGACACUGUACCUGGUUGGCCAACGUACGGCCACCUUUACCUAUAAGCUAUAAGUCGUAACACUGACAGUUAGCCGGCCAGUUUGGCACCAAUCAUCCCUUAUCUACUAAAGAGUAUUUAGUGCGUUCCCCAUUAACGUUUCUGCUAUUCUAUUUUUUUCCACUCUAGCGCCCUCUGCGGGUAUUAAUAUGUAGCGUCGGGGAAAGGGAUUAAAAGAAUGCUAUUGGCCUCCACUGGCCAAUGAAAGAAUGGCAUUCGAAGCAACCAAUUAAGGAGAGCUGGCUUCAGCUACAUUGUUUGAAAAGUCAGAACCAGCUGGAAGAAAGGGACAGACCGAUAUUCCACUUAGGAAAGAGUCUUCAUUGAUAAAAACAUCAGUUGUGUAGCCUAGAACAGAGAUGGUAGGCAGUGGCGCUGUCCUGUGGCAGCUCUGUGGAACUGACCUUCCGUCCACAGUGGUGAAACGCGGUAUUGCAAGUGCACCGGCUAUAUAUAUACAUUACACUAUAUAAUGUUACAAUCAGUCCUAGUGCAUAAAGGGCAAUUCCAAUGUGUGAUUCGGCCUCGGUAGGGUGUAUAUCUGGGGGGUGUCGGACUCUCGGAGGUGUCUGUCGUGUAAUCUCUCACCGACUCACCCUGUCUCCUUCCAUCUUCUUGCACUUGUAUUAGUAGCCACAACUCUGGCUCAGUAGCAUUUUAUUAGUAUAUAGGGAGUAUUUCUUUCAAGGAGAACUAAAGCCUAAAAUAGAAUAUGGCUAGAAAAUGCAUGAUUAUGUACUGAAGUUACUGUACCAGCCCAGAGGCCCCAUAUCAGGGCUUUACAGUUGCCCCGGCAGCUUGUUAGGCCAUCUUUUGUGUGUCAGUGGCACUGCACGUGCUCAGUGGGCUGCUGGGGAGGAGCUAAGCUUAGGGGGCGUGGGAAAUCAUCAAGGAGGAAGUGAGGUUCUGAAUUAAUUACUAGCCUUCCCCAAAAGAAGAUGGGGGGCUACUGAGGACAUUUUCUGGGGCUCCAUUUUCCCCUGUGGAGCUGUGGGGGCCUUGGGCUGGUACUGAACCCCAAAACAAAAGGUGCAGCAUUUCUAUCCGAAUUCUUUGUCGGGCUUUAGUCCUAUAAAUAUGUAAUUUGACUUCCUUUGUGAUGAUUGGAGGGCAAUAAAUGUGAUGAUAAUGACUGAAGGGCUGUUAUAUGGGGGUCAGUCUUACAGAUUAUGGAGGGGGGUGGGGAAAGCACUUCAUGUAUUUUGACUGAUUAUAAAUAAAAUAUUUUGAAACAA
This is a messenger RNA of Xenopus tropicalis (tropical clawed frog), 2661 nucleotides long. RefSeq names its product ring finger protein 141 (gene rnf141). The transcript is spliced from 6 exons. The record is from RefSeq and is marked provisional. The coding region runs from base 129 to 857 and encodes 242 amino acids. Gene Ontology annotation, cellular component: membrane. Lineage: Eukaryota; Metazoa; Chordata; Amphibia; Anura; Pipidae.